UUUCGAACAGCAAAACCGCAGAGAAGAAGAAGAAAAUGGAAAGCGCGGAAGGAAUGGAGAUAGAAGACGAAAAAUCAACUCCGAGUCCAAGCAGCGCGAAGCGAUUCGGCCUCAAAAACUCAAUCCAGACGAACUUCGGCGACGAUUACGUCUUUCAAAUCGUUCCCAAAGAUGAUUGGACGUCAAUGGCGGUUUCGCUGUCCACGAAUGCGGUGAAGCUGUACUCGCCUGUGACGGGGCAGUACAUAGGAGAGUGCAAAGGUCAUUCUUCAACGAUCAAUCAAAUCUCGUUCGCAGGGCCGUCGACUCCGCAUGUGUUGUACUCUUGCUCGUCCGACAGUACCCUCAGAGCUUGGGAUUCCAGGUCUUUCCAACAGGUGUCUUGCAUAAAUACAGGUCCGUCGCAGGAGGUAUUCAGCUUCUCGUUUGGUGGGGAAGGUCACAAUCUUCUUGCAGCGGGGUGCAAGUCUAAGAUACUUUUCUGGGAUUGGAGGAGAACGAAGCAGAUUGCAUGCUUGGAGGAAAGUCACGUGGAGGAUGUAACUCAGGUUCAUUUUGUUCCUGGUCAUGAAAGCAAGCUUGUUUCUGCUUCCGUUGAUGGAUUAAUGUGUCUCUUUGAUACCAAUGGAGACAUAAAUGAUGAUGAUCAUUUGAUUUCGGUUUUGAACGUCGGAACUUCAAUUGGAAAAGUUGGAUUCUUCGGUGCAACAAAUCAGAAGUUGUGGUGUCUAACACAUAUUGAAACCCUGAGCGUAUGGGAUUGGAGUAAUGAAAGAGCUGAAGCCAUCUUUGAGGAUGCUCGUGGAUUGGCUUCUGAGAGCUGGACGUUAGAUAAUGUGGACUAUUUUGUGGAUUGUCACUAUUCGAGUGAGGAUGAUGGUCUAUGGGUGAUAGGAGGCACAAACGGUGGGACGAUAGGGUACUUCCCUGUGAAAUAUGCAACAAGUAGAAAAACAGUAGGAUGCCCAGAAGCUGUAUUCCAAGGUGGGCAUACAGGUAUUGUUAGAACUGUGUUACCCAUGUGCAGUAGUAGCAGCAGAAUUGGUGGUGGAAUAUAUGGGUGGACAGGUGGCGAAGACGGUCGCCUGUGUUGUUGGACCUCAGAUGAAUCCACCACCACGACGAAGAGUAACUCUUCAUGGGUAUCAACUGCAUUAGUCGAUAAAUCCCCCAAAACCACCAGAAGAUUGAGACACACUCCUUACUAAAAAAAAAAGAGAGCACCAUCCCUUCCCUUUUGUUAAUGUUGUAUUUUAAUUUUAUUAAGGACUGUCCCGGGGACUUUUAAUUAUUGCUCAACAAAUGGGCCUGCCUACAACCCAUUGAUUGCAGUCCUUCCGGCCUAUAAAUUGCAAAAAGAGAGUAGAUAUCAAUAAUUAUGAUUUAUUAUUACUUUUCUUAAUCAAAAACCUUAUUAUGACUUAAAA
This is a messenger RNA of Erythranthe guttata (spotted monkey flower), 1427 nucleotides long. The record is from RefSeq and is a predicted model, not a curated record. Lineage: Eukaryota; Viridiplantae; Streptophyta; Magnoliopsida; Lamiales; Phrymaceae.